Molecule: messenger RNA, 1302 nt
Organism: Ruditapes philippinarum (Manila clam)
Lineage: Eukaryota; Metazoa; Mollusca; Bivalvia; Venerida; Veneridae
Product: neuronal acetylcholine receptor subunit alpha-6-like
Exons: 5
Biological process (GO): chemical synaptic transmission; nervous system process; monoatomic ion transmembrane transport
Cellular component (GO): membrane; synapse; neuron projection
Molecular function (GO): transmembrane signaling receptor activity; extracellular ligand-gated monoatomic ion channel activity; neurotransmitter receptor activity
Source: RefSeq, a predicted model, not a curated record
GAAUGGAUUGAUUCCCGGCUGAGUUGGAUAAACAACAAUACAUACGACAAUGUCAAUUUUUUGUUUAGUGACGAGAAAAGUGUUUGGAAACCAACAAUCAUUGUUGAGAAUUCUGUGGAUGAUAUUGAUGUCAUAUCAAGACCGAGCGUUCCUAUGAGAAUCUAUGCAAAUGGUGGAAUAAAUUGGCUUCCAGAAAAUGGGGAAUGGGAAUUAAUCAACACAGGAUACGAAUCUCUCGAGACAGUUCGAGAGUCAGAAAGUUUUAGUCGUCUCGUUUUCUCCUUAACAUUUCGUCGCCGAGCCAUGUUUCACUCUCUCAACACACUGUUUCCGGUUGUCCUCAUGGCGUUCUUAACUGUUAUUAUCUUUAAGCUGAAUCCGGAGUCAGGUGAAAGAGUCGGCCUGGCAUUAACUAUAUUACUCGCUUAUGCUGUAUACCUUGGUGUCAUUUCUGAAAGUAUUCCCCAGACAUCAUUGUCUGCAAGUCUGCUUUCUUCAUACAUAGCUUGUAUUUUGUUUCUACAAACUCUUGCCGUGUUCCUUACUGUAAUCUACCUCGAUACAUACUUCAACCCAGACGACAAACCUGUCCCGAAAUGGCUACAUACAAUAACGUCAUCGGUGUUAAUCAAACUUGCGUGCGUUGACUGCAGUAGAAUAAAUAAGAAAGUAUCUCCCAAUCCAUCUGAUAUGAAUAAUGAUAGUGUCACAAUUCCUCAACACAAAUCCGACUAUAGCAAAAGCGAAAAGAUUGUUUCCAUUGAAGAUUACGUAGGAGACAGAAAUGAAGUCUGGGAAGCUGAUAAACCGAUAUCAUCUGAUAAAGAAUACUCUUGGAAAGAAAUUGCCUUGCUUUUGGAUAAAGUUACCAUGUAUAUAUAUUUAUCCCUUGUGACGACAUUGACUGUUGUAACAGCAUGCGUGAUGCUUGUUCAUUAUGGUCUCGCAUAUUAAUUAAUAUUAAAACCAAACUAGUUAUUAACUGAUCGUGACAGACAUGUGUAUGUGUGUGUUUGCGUGUGUGUUUGUGUUAUACCAUAUACGCUUUGUAUAAUACUAUCGUCAGCUGUUUUAGAUUGUUGACGAAGCACAUGCCCUUAUACUAAAAAUUACAGUUUUUCCAUAAAAUAUAUAUAAAUAAAGUAUUUUGUUUAAAUUAAGACCGUGUGUUAAAGUUUCUGUGAAGAAAUAGAAGAACUGUUGGUCUGAUUAAAACCACAACAUUAUUUUGUUAAAUGCUCUGAAACGAUAUAACGACCAACCCGUUAACAACAUAUACUGCUCAAACAGGUUUCAAAUCAG